Molecule: messenger RNA, 1172 nt
Organism: Cuscuta campestris
Lineage: Eukaryota; Viridiplantae; Streptophyta; Magnoliopsida; Solanales; Convolvulaceae
Source: the annotation of a GenBank genome assembly
GAAGCUAUUACUAAUAACACUAAUUCUUAUUAUUAGUAAUGCGGCGGCGGCGGCGGCCAUUUCAAUGGACCUCAACGCCAUUUGCAGCUCCACAUCCUAUCCUGCUCUAUGCUACAACAGGCUCACCACCAUUUUUGGGCCGGCGGCCGACGGCCUCGGACUUCCCAACGUCUACACGUCGUCCGUGCGUAUCGCCAUUGACGAGCUCUUGGCCGCCUCCAACAAAUUGCUCGAACUCGAAACCCUGAUAGACGGCGACAGACGACGACAGUCGUCGUUGUCUGGCGCCAUGCGAUUUUGCCGCGAGCUCCUCUCCGUUCGUGCGUUUACCAGUCUAAAAGACUCAUUAUGGGCGGUCGUCGGGCUGGACGAUAGCCCGACGAUGAGUACGUUCGAGGAUCUCAAAACGCGGCUCACCGCGGCCGGGAUAUACCACCAGACGUGCCUCGACGCCAUUGGAGGCGCAGAGGACGACGGGAGGUCAAUAAUAAGACGCGCGGAUUUAGGGAAUGUUAUAAAAAACUCGACAGAGUUGACCAGCAACAGUCUGGCAAUCCUGUAUGCACUUGAGGAAUCUAUUGGGGCCACCAAUAGUAGUUCAUCAGGUGACAUGCAGUUGACCAUCAGGUCGGAAGUCCAAGAAAAGUUUUAUACUCUAACCGUGUUAAGGCUCGUCGCGGAUGUGGUGGUGGCGAAAGACGGGUCGGGAAACUUUACGAGGAUAGGGGACGCGCUAAGUGUCGUUCCGAGGGAGAGCGACCGGAGGGUGGUGAUCUAUGUGAAGGCUGGGGUUUAUGAUGAGAUUGUUAAUGUUGGGGUGGAUAAGUGGAACGUUGUGAUGAUCGGCGACGGGAUGGACGCCACAAUUGUUACCGGAAACCGCAACUCCGGUGACGGAACGGGAUCCUAUUUUUCUGCAACAUUCAGUACGUAAACGUACCCUAUUUAAUUGCUAUCUAUGGCUUGCACAUCUUACAUUUACUCCUUUCAUUUCAUUCCUUUUUAACUGAUCACUGUUAUAUGAUUUUCUCAUUCAUUGAUGGAGUAUUUUUCAUAUACACCCUUCAUUCUUCAAAGAGUUUCUUUUAACUUUCUUUGUCAAAUAUUCCUCCAUUCCUGAAAACCUUUCUUCUUUCUUUUUUCAUUCGUCCCAAAAAACACUUCUCAUUUCU